AUGACAGACAUAAAGCUUGGAUACAGGGACACGCAGUCCCAGGUUCUCCGGUGGUUCACGGCCUACGCACCCUACAAAGCCAAAGGUCUAGGUCGCUUCACGGGUUUCUGGACCCUGCAAAACGCCGACACUUUCGCCCUGUACGCCCUCGCCCGGUACGUGCAACAGGCCCUGGGCAACAUCUACCCACACCUGCCCCUGGCGCCUCGUCCGCCGUCCGGUGUGACUUACCCUGGGCUGGAAUAUCAGGGCUACGAGAUCUAUCAAAAUGGGACGGGCACCCUGGUCGGCGAGGACAGUCCGGUCUUCGAAGGGUGGGAUGUUUAUAACCCUUGCGCGGUUGGCGAUUCUCCAGCCGCCACCGAGGCCGGCGCCUGCAUGACCAUGACGGGCUUCCAUGUGGAAUCGGACUACCCUUCAAUCUACUUGUCCAGCUGA
Messenger RNA from Aspergillus calidoustus, 438 nucleotides. NCBI's taxonomy places the organism in Eukaryota, Fungi, Ascomycota, Eurotiomycetes, Eurotiales, Aspergillaceae. The record is from the annotation of a GenBank genome assembly.